AUGCUUCGAACCAAGCAAGAUUCUUCAUUUUCUACACAACAGCCAGAACAACAAUAUGUGCCGUUGAAACAAGUGAGCAUCGAAGCAUGCAUUAAAUCUUUUGCUGCCGAUGUGACUAUCAAACAAAUUUUUUGCAAUGAUGACACGAUACCAAUUGAAGCAGCGUACUGUUUUCCGAUAGAAGAACAAGCAGCAAUCUAUUCAUUUAUUGCUCGGAUUGAUGAUCGAGAAAUUGUUGCACAAUUGAAAGAAAAAAAGGAAGCACAAAAAGAAUAUAGUGAUGCACUUCAACAAGAACAUGGUGCAUAUUUACUUGAACAAGAUGAAAAAUCUCAAGAUAAUUUCAUUAUCAAUGCCGGUGCACUACCACCCGGUAAAGAAUGUCACAUCUCUAUAUCGUAUGUCUCCGAACUAGAUCUUAUUCAAGAUGGAAGUCGAAUUCGAUUUGUUGUUCCAACAACUAUCGCACCUCGAUACAAUCCAACCAAAGGUAGUAUUAGUUUACCAGCUGGUACCACAUCCAAAUACGUUCAAACAGCACCAUAUACAAUUGAAUUUCAUUGUCGGGUCGAUAAAGUCAACGUCUCUCACGUUAAUUCGACAUCCCAUCCUAUUCAAGUUGAAGUCGACCAAGAGCAUGUCUUUGUCAUCGAGUUUGUUCAACAAAACACACAUCUAGAUCGAGAUAUCUUGUUAGAUAUUGAAUUAGCCAGAAAUCAUUCAAAUACCAUUGUUGCGGUGGAGCCAGAGACGACAAAUGAAUUUAUUUUUAUUAUCGACUGCAGUGGAUCGAUGAGAGAUAAAAACGAGAUUGGAUUGGCACGUGAAGCUAUGUUACUCUUUCUCAAAAGUCUUCCGAUGAAUUGCCAUUUCAAUAUCAUCCGAUUUGGAUCAACUCAUCAGGCAUUAUUUCAUGAGAUAACUGCUAUUUGCAAUGAAAAAAAUGCUCAACAAGCUGAACAGCUCACUAAUCAGUUGCAGGCGGAUUUGGGUGGCACUGAAUUGUUAAAACCGCUUCAAUGGGUGGAACAGCAUUCUCCGGGAGAAAGUCGUGCGCGACAAAUAUUCCUAUUGACCGAUGGAGAAAUUUCAAACGUAAACGAAGUACUCGAUCUAUGUCGUUCAAUGGCUACUUCCACACGUAUCUUUUCAUUCGGUUUGGGUCAUUCGCCAAGUCGUUCACUUGUCAAAGGUCUUGCUCGAGCAACAAAUGGACGUUUCAUUUUUAUUCCACCUAACAGUAGUGUUGAUAUUCAUAUUGGUGAACAGUUACAAAAAGCUCUGCAAUUGUCUAUAACUAAUAUACAAGUGAAAUGGAAUCUCGGUACUACUGUUAUGAAUGCACCAAUAAAAAUACCACCAGUUUAUGCUAAUGAUCGUUUGAUCUCCUAUGCACUUGCCAAUGAUCCAACGUUUGUCUUCGGUCACACUUCCAGUGUCGAAUUAUGUAAUGAUAAAUGUCGAUUGGGUGAGACGAAAAUUAAUUGCAUACCGAAUGUGAGCAUGAAUGGAACCAUUGCUCGACUCGCUGCCAAAGCACUCAUUCUCGAAUUGCAACAUUCGAAAUUACCUUUAUCGAUCAAAAAGAACAAUUCAGGUUCACUACAAAGUCGAUUACAAGAAGAUAAGCCUUCGGCAACACCAUCAGUGACAAUCGACGAGAAAGAAAUGACCAAGAAAUCUAUUAUUGAACUUUCACUCAAAUAUCAGAUUCUGAGUCCAUACACAGCUUUUAUCGGUGUUGAAAAAAGAGUGAAUGGCAGCAAUACCGAUAUGGUCUCGCGUGAAGUACCGAUUCAAAUAUCGACCGAUGACCAACACUUACAGACACCUCAUUUCAUGAGACUCUGUGCUAGCAGGAGGCCAUCUCAUCCGAUGUCGCUUCAAGCAAUGUCAGCGCCAAAAGGGAAGCGGUCUAUAGCGACUUGUUCCCGUCAAAUUGUUGAGACGACGUGUCACGCUUCUUCAUCAAUCCCUCGAGUAAAUUUAUUUUCAGAAUGUGCUGAUGAAAAACGUGAAAGUCUUGAUCUCAAUCUAGACUAUAGCAAUUCAUUGUCGAGUCCUGGUAGUAGUAUUCUUUCUAGCAUGACUUCAAGUCUGCAGGGUUUCUUUCAUAAAGGAAAAGACGAAGCAUGGCCUACAGGCGAUCAAAAUAUUGUUCGGUAUUUGAUCAACAAACAAAAAUUUGAUGGUUUAUGGGAUUUGGAUGCAAAAGAUAUAGAACAAUUGACUGGAAAACCAUUGACCAGGUUUACACCAUCUGACAAUAAACAAAUUCUCAUUUCGGCUAUUGUUAUUGUUGCAUUUGAAAUUCGUUUUGCCGCACUGUCGACAAUGUGGCAUGGUGUAGUACAAAAAGCUCGCAAACGUCUUCUCGAUUUACUUGGCAAAGACGCUAAACGACUUGAAUCGUUACUAGAGAACAUUCGUCAGCAGUUGUAA
Messenger RNA from Rotaria sp. Silwood2, 2442 nucleotides. The record is from the annotation of a GenBank genome assembly. Lineage: Eukaryota; Metazoa; Rotifera; Eurotatoria; Philodinida; Philodinidae.